Messenger RNA from Maniola jurtina (meadow brown), 2911 nucleotides. RefSeq lists its product as uncharacterized. NCBI's taxonomy places the organism in Eukaryota, Metazoa, Arthropoda, Insecta, Lepidoptera, Nymphalidae. The transcript has 9 exons. The record is from RefSeq and is a predicted model, not a curated record. The coding region runs from base 71 to 2911 and encodes 946 amino acids.
UCGAAUGGGCCAUGCUAUUUUCAUUUUAUAACUGUCAUUAUAAACAAUUUAUUUUAAAUGCAAAUUUAUUAUGCUUAAGAUCAAAUUUUUAGUUUCAGUCAUAUAUUUUUCAAACAUAUUCGUUUGUGCAACAAAAUACUGUGAAAUAUGUCCAGAACACACGCUAUGCAAAUAUAAAGUACCGGGGCCAAGUCCACAGUGUGUCGGAUAUGAUCCAAAUGCAUUACUUUCAGAAGAUGAUAGAAAUUCUAUUCUUGAUAAAAUAAAUGAGCGGAGAAACUUUAUUGCAAUUGGACAUUCAAGAUUCUUUCCAACAGCUGCUAAUAUGAACAAGCUUAUGUGGUCUGAAGAACUCGCUACAUUUGCUCAACGAUGGGUCGACCAAUGCGACCAAUAUCUCAGACCUGACAGAAAAGACAAAUGCCGCGAUUUGGAUUUUGCAGAGGUGGGACAAUGUAUCGCGACAGUAACAGGUUCAUCAUCUCGUUACAAUGUCAAAAGUCUCGUGGAAAUGUGGUUUAUGGAAUCCAUGGACUACACUGGCAGCGUCACAUAUUAUAACCAGUCUCGAGACCACAAGACUAAUUACUUUACGCAAUUAAUUUGGGCUGAUACAGAUAAAGUAGGUUGUGGCAAAGCGAAAUUUUUUCUUGUUAAAAUAUUUCAGGUGAAAAAUGUCAAACCUGUUAUAGUCGACAGACUUGUUUGCAAUUUUGCACCGAGGGGCAAUAUACAUGGAAAACCCAUCUAUACUAUAGGAUACGCUGCUACCCAGUGUGGCAGUGGAAUGGAACGCGACACAACUUUUCCUGGAUUAUGUAGUCGUCGGCUGAAACCUAAAGGUACUUUGCCUCCUUUGAACCCUUCAGCUACUAGCACAAGCUUUCUAAGGAUUCGUAAUUUGUUUAACAAUGAUUCAGCAAGACAAGAGAUUGAUCCUAUUUAUAGCAAUAUAAAUCAAACGAAAAAAGACUUACAAAUAACAACGGAAAAUCAUAGUUAUGUCUUACAUUUUGUAAAUAAUUCCUACGAUGCUGUCAAACGCAGUUACCCCUUUAAAAAUGAAGAGAUCUGGAAUAAUCACCGACUUAAUAACUCAACAUAUUACUAUGGAGAUUAUUUUCAAAAGCGUGAUAAGGGCCAUUCUAGAGUUUAUCAUGGUCACGAUCACAGAAAUGAAUUUGAUUAUUUACACCCCGAAACUGUAAAUCAAAAUGCGCGAAGAUACGAUUAUCCGACAACUUCUAACAUGGAACAAGAUUACAGAAAACAUAAUAUCGAUCAGCAUUGUACUCGUAAGUCAGAAAGGAAGCUUACCGUCUUUGAAACAUCAGGAUUUUUGCCCUGCAAACAAAAAAUUAACAAAUGUACGAGAGGCCAAAAGAGCAAUAAUUGCCGCCAGAAUAAUGAUUGUCAAAUGACAACACACAGAUGUGAAAAGCAAGUUCAAACUACGACGCAUCCAAAUUCACGUGAAUUUUGCGAAUGUACUCCACUUUCGACUGCUUAUCAUCCGAACUCCAAUCAGUGUGCACACACUACCAGUUUCGAAUGUGUUAACGUAAAUUGUGCAACUAAACCCUGUGCGCACAUGCUAAGAACUCUUAGAGAUGAAGAAUUAGAAAAGCCAAUUGAUUUUCAAUAUUACGAUGCUUUGUCAUAUAUUGCUCAGCAUAGCACAAGCAGAUCAAUUUUAAGAGACUCGCACAUUACACGUGAUAUUCUUUCAGAUGAAAAUCCUUUUUCACCAAUUAGUAAACAUAUGAAAAGGUUAAACAGGCGAAAACAACGUAAUCGAAAUCACAGUGAAAGAAAAAGAAGAGCAGCAGAAGAACAAGAAAACUUUAAGCCAUUUUGGCAAAUGGAUGAAUACGUAAACCAAAAUCAACCACAGUUAAAAUCCAUGAGAUAUACCACAUUAUCGAAUAAAAAAAAUGCAAAAAAUAUAAGAACGAGAAAACGACCUAAAACUACCAUGAAAACUGAACCCAUAACAGUGACGCAUAAAGAACGGAUAAAUAAUGGUAAGCGAAUUACUGAAAAAUAUUUAUCAUUUGAUGAACUUAUGCAUCUGAGGAAAAAUACACCAGAGGAUUUAGGUGGUCGACGUUAUUAUGACGAAAAAGAAGUUUUAAGAGCAUCCAAUACGUCAACAACCGUUAGUGAAACAACUACAACUGAAAGUACAUCAACAACAGAAGAAACACCACAGUACUCUUUUAACACACCAUAUAUCCGUAUGAAAUACUGUACUCGUAAAUUAACUUGUACUUGGACUGCUGCAUCGUUAACCGAUAGUGCGGGUAGUAUUAUUCCGGGAGGAGGUGGAAAUGCGAUUGGUGGUUCUCGGACCCCUCCUGGCUAUGUAGAAGGAUGUACACGCACUUCUACGUGUACUCGUGAUUAUAUGCACAGAAAUAAGAUGGCAACGUUACCUAUUGAAACAACAAGCCCUGAACCUGAACCCGGUGAUGAUGAAGACUAUUGUGAACGUCGUUCCCUGAACAGACGUUCCAACAGUAAUACGAAACAAGGCAACCAAACAAAUUACUUUUUUAACAAUGUAUCCAAUCUAAACAAAUCUUUAUUUGAAGCUUUCAACAAUUGCAUUUGUUACGAUAGAAAUUUCAGAAGUAAAAGACAAGAUUAUAUUCAUAAUGAUUCAAUAUCAAGAUAUACGAAUCUAGUAAAAAGAGAAAGUAAAAAUCACAUCAAAUACGAAACUGGUUUAUUAUCAUACAGCGAUUUGUACUAUUACGUAGUAAGGAAAAUAAUUGAGAUGUGGCAAAUUGCAAAAAGUUCAUAUUUUCAUGAGAAAUGUCUUUGUAAUGGUGUUCGCAAAAUAUUACGCUCUAAUUUGUUCUUAAUUUUUUCAAUGGUUUUAAUAUUAUAUUUUCCUAGAUUUUUAUAA